AGCCUGACGCAGACACAGCGAGAUCCCCCUUCACACCAGCCCAGCUCGGUCAGGGAGAGGAGGGGAGGGGAUUUUUGUUCUUAUAGUUAGAGAUCAUGCAUGCAGAUGUUCCUGGCUCAGCCAGUGACUGCCUCUGCCACACAUUGUAGUAGUCACAUGCGGACACAGCAAGCUGCAGACUUCUCUCCAGGAGCUGUGAGGUGGAAGGAGAUCUCCAGGAUCUGUACAGCGAUUUCCCAGGGGCUCAGAGGAACAUCCUUUUUUAAUUUUCUUUCUUUUAUUUUUUUUUCCUCCUCCUUUUUUUUUUGUGGUUGGGGUAGUGGAAAUCUAUUUCCAGAAUAGGGAAGGUGGUUCUUCUUCAGCUGCUCCACAUUAGUGGAACCUCUGCUGGAUCUGACAAGUGGCAAGUCCUGGUCUAGGGAGUAUCUACCCAUGGUUUGAGGGCACACAGGGUUCUAGAACUCCCAGGAAUACUAAGUUGCAAACAAACCUUGAAGUUCCAUAUUGAGGGAUCGGGACCUGAAACUCCACCUUCCCCUCUGGAGCUAAGGAAACCUCUGGUGUCCUUCCAAGGAGGUCCUCACCAAGGGUACGGGUUGAGGAGGCAAAAGUUGGGGUAAAGUGGGUACUGGUACAUCCUCUCUCUGGGAGGUUCACGACUGAUCGGGAAGACGACGAAGGGAGAAGGAAAGGCAGCAGGAGCCCCUGCCGGGAUUAUGGGCACUUUGAGGGACUUGCAGUAUGCUCUGCAGGAGAAGAUCGAGGAACUGAGGCAGAGGGAUGCUCUCAUAGAUGAGCUGGAGCUAGAGUUGGACCAGAAGGACGAGCUGAUCCAGAGAUUGCAGAAUGAGCUGGAUAAGUAUCGCUCUGUUAUCAAACCAGCUACCCAACAGGUCCACAAACAGACCACCAACACCUUGGGGGAACAGAGGACCAAGAGGCAGGCUAUAUCAGCCGAGCCAACUGCUUUUGACAUCCAAGAUCUCAGCCAUGUCACUCUUCCUUUCUACCCCAAGAGCCCACAGUCCAAGGAUUUAAUUAAAGAAGCGAUCCUUGACAAUGACUUCAUGAAGAACCUAGAGAUUUCACAGAUCCAGGAGAUUGUGGAUUGUAUGUAUCCAGUUGAAUAUGGCAAGGACAGCUGCAUCAUCAAGGAAGGGGACGUGGGGUCACUUGUGUACGUCAUGGAAGAUGGCAAGGUGGAAGUCACGAAAGAAAGUGUUAAGCUCUGCACCAUGGGACCAGGGAAGGUAUUUGGAGAACUGGCGAUUCUUUAUAACUGUACACGAACAGCGACCGUCAAAACUCUUACAAAUGUGAAACUCUGGGCAAUCGAUCGGCAAUGUUUUCAGACAAUAAUGAUGAGAACGGGGCUCAUCAAGCACACAGAGUACAUGGAAUUUUUAAAAAGUGUUCCAACAUUCCAGAGCCUCCCUGAAGAAAUUCUUAGUAAACUUGCUGACGUACUUGAAGAGACUCACUAUGACUGUGGCGACUACAUUAUCAGACAAGGUGCUCGAGGGGAUACUUUCUUCAUCAUCAGCAAAGGGCUGGUUAAUGUCACACGAGAAGAUUCUCCCAGUGAAGACCCAAUAUUUCUUCGCACUUUAGGAAAAGGUGAUUGGUUUGGAGAGAAAGCUCUUCAGGGGGAAGAUGUCAGAACAGCAAAUGUAAUUGCCGCAGAAGCUGUGACUUGUCUUGUUAUUGACAGAGACUCUUUCAAGCACUUGAUUGGAGGGCUAGAUGACGUUUCUAACAAGGCUUAUGAAGAUGCUGAAGCUAAAGCAAAAUAUGAAGCCGAGGCUGCAUUCUUUGCCAAUCUCAAACUUGCCGAUUUUAACAUCAUUGAUACCCUUGGAGUUGGAGGAUUUGGAAGAGUUGAACUGGUUCAGCUGAAAAGUGAGGAGUCAAAAACAUUUGCAAUGAAGAUACUUAAAAAAAGGCAUAUAGUGGACACACGACAGCAGGAACACAUUCGGUCAGAAAAGCAAAUAAUGCAAGGGGCACACUCUGACUUCAUUGUAAGGUUAUACAGAACAUUUAAGGACAGCAAGUACUUAUAUAUGUUGAUGGAGGCCUGUCUAGGUGGAGAGCUUUGGACUAUUCUCAGGGACAGAGGAUCAUUUGAAGAUUCAACAACAAGAUUUUAUACGGCUUGUGUAGUUGAGGCCUUUGCUUAUUUGCAUUCCAAAGGAAUUAUAUAUAGGGACCUCAAGCCAGAAAACUUAAUUCUGGACCAUCGAGGUUACGCCAAGCUGGUUGACUUUGGCUUUGCAAAGAAAAUAGGCUUUGGUAAGAAAACAUGGACUUUUUGUGGAACCCCAGAAUAUGUAGCUCCAGAGAUCAUCCUGAACAAAGGUCACGACAUUUCAGCAGACUACUGGUCACUGGGAAUCUUAAUGUAUGAACUUCUGACUGGCAGCCCACCUUUCUCAGGUCCAGACCCUAUGAAGACAUACAAUAUUAUAUUACGAGGGAUUGACAUGAUUGAAUUUCCAAAGAAGAUUACCAAAAAUGCUGCUAAUCUAAUAAAAAAACUAUGCAGGGAUAAUCCAUCAGAGAGGUUAGGAAACUUGAAAAAUGGAGUGAAAGACAUCCAAAAGCACAAAUGGUUUGAAGGCUUUAACUGGGAAGGUUUAAGGAAAGGUACCCUCACACCUCCUAUAAUACCCAGUGUUUCAUCACCGACAGACACAAGCAAUUUUGAUAGCUUUCCAGAGGAUAAUGAAGAUCCACCUCCUGAUGACAACUCGGGAUGGGAUAUAGACUUUUAAUGCAUCUUUCUUACCUGCUUCUGCCUUGCUGAAGACAGCUUUCCUGAGACAUGGCUGCCAAGAUAACAAAAGACAAGGAACGGGGGAAGACUAGUGCUCGGGGUCACCAUGAUGCCUUGAACGAUGCUGCUACAGUAAUUACAGUGGCAUUAGGACUUUUUGCUUAGAUGACAAUGCUCUUUAACAUGUUUUACGUUUGACCUUAAUAAGCAGUUGACAUGGUGGUCCUGAAGCAAAGCCUCUUCAUUAAUUACAAAUAAGAGUUAAAGAGAACAAAUAUAUAUGCUUUCUAUCACUGCGAUAAUUUCCCAGAUUUUUAUUUGAAAAAUGUAGUGUACAUCAUUUUAAAAAUGUACAUACUUUGAAUCUAGUGUUAUCCAUAGGAAGAAACAAACUAUAACCAUGCGAAGGUCCAUGAAAAUUGGAAUCUGUUAAUCUUUAGAGUAUGUAAACUGGUAUCUUACUGCAGGUCAGAAUAUAUAAUGUGGAAUUUAUUUAUCAAGAUUUUACCCCAAUGGUGCCCUGCAGCAAAAAAUAUAAUAAUAAGUAAAUGUAUGGUUAUUGAUAAGUAUUAUGAUGAACCUUCCCCAGUGUUACAAAAAAAAUAAUAUAUAUUUUUGUUUUGCAAAAUCCCAUUCAUCACAAGGACCACAUAACCAUUUGGUCAUUAUGUUCAUGUCAUACCAAUUCUUGAAACUGUUUUAUUUUCCAUAUGUGUUCAUGACAAAACUGAAUGUUACAUUUUUGUUUCUUAGAUUUUUAAAAAUUCUAUUAAUAAAAGCACAACUGCUACAUAUGCUGUUCCAAACUAUCAUGAAAGUUGAAUUCAUUCAUUCUCAUUAAGAACUCUGAAUGUAGCAAGCAAUUGUUUUUCCCGUUUCCAUACUGCUCCAUUGUAAAUGGAUAUCAAAAGAAAAGGGAAAACAAAAUUCACAAGUCUGGCACAAAUACAUUACACCUGAUUUUGGGAAUUAUGUGACCUAAAUGGUUUAUCUAAACUCUUAAAGUUGACAUAGAGUGUUAAUAUCCAUUUACAGUACGAGUUUAGAUUAACAUCUAACAUAUCAUCAACUAGAUCACACCCUUUCAACUAUCCUAAAAUAUAUUUUGCUAUUAUUUUGAAGAGCAUUUUGUUAAAAAUAAAAAGCAGAUAUUAAGGGGAGGCAUUUGAAAGAAUAUGCCAAUUUUUACAUGGUCAAAAUACCAAUAUAUUCUACUGGAUGGCUUAGAGUUCCACGUUGUAAAAAUUGGAAGUUGGCAUGACUGCCAAUGCACUAUUCACUUCCUUUCUAUGUUCUUUGAUGAUCUCUAUGGUCUUCCUCCACUAUGAGAAGUUCGGAGUUGGAGUCCACACGUAAAACUACAUUCAUCCCCAAAUGUGAGUGGGCAAAAUCAAUCACCAUUCAUGCUGUGAAACCAAGGCUCUCCAGGAAAGUUCAUGUGCACUCAUCAUAAUAUUGUCCGUUUUUUUUUCUUUUUUCUUCAAAUAACUUACAUUUUGUCAAUGUAAGAAGACCAAAGGAGUGUGAUGACUAGAUGCACAGUGCUACUUUCCAGAUUAUCAUUUGUACAUGAUAUCACAUGUAUGCAAGUAGCUAGUUGGGGACACCUCCUCU
Molecule: messenger RNA, 4390 nt
Organism: Pelobates fuscus (common spadefoot toad)
Lineage: Eukaryota; Metazoa; Chordata; Amphibia; Anura; Pelobatidae
Gene: PRKG1
Product: protein kinase cGMP-dependent 1
Exons: 18
Coding region: 717-2774 (685 amino acids)
Biological process (GO): protein phosphorylation
Molecular function (GO): cGMP-dependent protein kinase activity; ATP binding
Source: RefSeq, a predicted model, not a curated record